Funneliformis mosseae is the source of this 426-nucleotide messenger RNA. The record is from the annotation of a GenBank genome assembly. NCBI's taxonomy places the organism in Eukaryota, Fungi, Glomeromycota, Glomeromycetes, Glomerales, Glomeraceae.
AUGGCCAGAAAUUGUAUAUGUUGCGGCGAGUCCUACAAGAAAUUCCCAAACGAGCGUAGUCGACGCGAGUUCCAGGAAUUAAGUGGAAUCUGCGCUUGUUGCUGGGAAAUAACCAUGCUCGAGCCUGAUGCUGACGAAGAAAAAAUCGAACAUGCAAAGAAAGUGCUACUCUUUUACAACCGCAAGUUUAUUAUGAGCAGCGAGCUACCUCACUCUUGGCAAUGUCUUAAAUGUGAACAAAACGUCCAGGGCGAACAAAUCCAGAGUCCGCACAAAUGCGAAGUUAAGAGGAUAUGCAAGUUAUGCACGAAGUCGCCCGAGUCCGGUGGUGGGAUAUGUCAAAAAUGUAAAUCGAUUUUUUAUUGUAGUAAAAUUUGUCAGAAGGAUGACUGGCCAAGACACAAAAAAGAGGACUGUGUAAAUUAG